Messenger RNA from Ceratosolen solmsi marchali, 5415 nucleotides. It is a transcript of the gene Sec71, whose product is annotated as ADP ribosylation factor guanine nucleotide exchange factor Sec71. The record is from RefSeq and is a predicted model, not a curated record. Bases 3 to 5267 code for a protein of 1754 amino acids. Gene Ontology annotation, molecular function: guanyl-nucleotide exchange factor activity. The transcript has 17 exons. NCBI's taxonomy places the organism in Eukaryota, Metazoa, Arthropoda, Insecta, Hymenoptera, Agaonidae. Gene Ontology annotation, biological process: regulation of ARF protein signal transduction.
UGAUGAUGAGAAAUAACUCCAAGACAAGAGAAAUGUUUAUUGUAAGAGCUUUGGAGAAGAUAUUAGGAGAUCGAGAUGUUAAACGCUCUCACUUGUCACAACUCAGAAAAGCUUGCGAAGCUGCACUUGAGGAUCUCCAUAAUGAGAUUAAAGAAGUUCCAAAUACUGUGGGUGAAGAAGCUCCUUCAAAUGCUUUACCACAACCCAAGAAUGAUACCAAUUUCAUCAGUGCAGAAAAAUAUUUCUUACCCUUUGAAUUGGCAUGUCAAAGCAAAUCACCUAGAAUAGUAGUAACUUCUCUAGACUGUCUGCAAAAACUUAUAGCCUAUGGUCAUCUAACUGGCAGCAUUCCAGACUCCACCGAUCCAAACAAGCUUUUAAUCGUUCGUAUAGUUGAAACUAUUUGUAGUUGUUUUAUGGGUCCACAAACAGAUGAAGGUGUUCAAUUGCAAAUCAUUAAGGCUUUAUUGACUGUCAUGACAAGUCAACAUGUCGAAGUUCAUGAAGGGACAGUACUCUUGACAAUUAGAACUGUUUAUAAUGUUUAUUUAGCCUCUAAGAAUUUAGUUAAUCAGACAACAGCUAGAGCAACUCUUACUCAGAUGAUUAAUGUGAUAUUUGCUCGAAUGGAAACUCAGGCAGAAGAAGAAAACUUAAAGCAUGGACACAUUGAAGCACAAAAUAUAUCGACAAUUAGUAUUCCAGAAGCAGAAAAUGAAUCUUUAAAUAACACGAUAAAUUCAAUUGUAGAGAUAAUACAGACAGAUUCGUCAAUAGAGGCUGUAACAACAGAAGAACCAGCUGAGGCAACGGAUACUUAUAACGAGGCAUUGCUAAUCGUCCGUUCAGUGUUGGACGAUGUGAUAAAUACAGUCGUACCUGAUGAAGAAGUUCAAGAACGACACCAGACGUCAAAAUCUGUUACAUCAGAGUCGGACCAGCAGCAACAACCGACGACACCUAAUACAAUACCAGCACCAGAAGAACAACAGAAUAAUGUCGACGAUGUACAAGAUGAGGUGAUUGCCGAAAAUGACAACAUGGUUACUGCCAAAUUCACUCAUGUGCUCCAAAAAGAUGCCUUCCUUGUGUUCCGGGCACUCUGCAAACUAUCAAUGAAACCCCUACCUGAUGGUACUCCAGAUCCUAAAUCACAUGAGUUGAGAUCAAAGAUUCUUUCGCUGCAACUUCUACUUGGCAUUCUACAAAACGCGGGUCCGAUUCUACGAUCAAAUGAAAUGUUUGUGAUAGCCAUAAAACAAUAUUUAUGCGUCGCUCUGUCGAAAAACGGUGUUUCUUCCGUACCAGAAGUGUUUGAGCUUUCGCUCGCGCUUUUUCUUGUGCUACUCGCACGCUUCAAGAUCCACUUAAAAAUGCAGAUCGAAGUUUUCUUCAAAGAAAUUUUCAUGAAUAUACUAGAAACAUCGAGCAGCUCCUUCGAACACAAGUGGAUGGUCAUUCAUGCACUUACACGCAUCUGCGCCGAUGCUCAAAGUGUCGUCGACAUAUAUGUCAAUUACGACUGUGAUUUGUCGGCUGCGAAUUUAUUUGAAAGACUUGUGAAUGAUCUAUCAAAGAUAGCACAAGGUCGACAGGCCCUGGAACUUGGUGCCUCUCCAAAUCAGGAAAAGUCCAUGCGUAUACGCGGUCUUGAAUGUCUCGUGUCAAUCCUUAAAUGCAUGGUGGAGUGGAGCCGAGAUCUUUACGUGAAUCCCUCGAUACCAGUUGAACAACAAGUACCUGCAGAACCUCCGGAUCCACCCCUAGAUACUUCAACGACAUCCGGUGCUGGCAAUGGGAAUAAAUUAUUGCCGAGAUAUGGAAGCGCUGGUAGUCUCUCGUCGGCGAACUCAAGUCUCCUUGGGAACAAAGAAGUACCCGACUCUCCCGAACAAUACGAAGUUCAGAAGCAGCAAAAGGAAGUUUGGGAAACUGGCAUCGAAAUAUUUAAUCGAAAGCCGAUCAAGGGAGUUCAGUACUUGCAGGAACAAAGUCUCUUAGGAACGACGGUGGAAGAAGUUGCACGCUGGUUACAUACGGACGAACGCCUUGACAAAACGGCAAUCGGUGACUUCCUCGGAGACCAUAACCAUAAUCAAGUCAUGUACAAUUACAUUGAUCAAAUGGACUUUACGGAGCGUGAUCUCGUAACCGCUUUGCGCUACUUUCUCGAAGGUUUCAGAUUACCUGGUGAGGCCCAGAAAAUCGAUAGGCUUAUGGAAAAGUUUGCCAGUCGCUACUGCGAGUGCAAUCCUAACAACGGACUUUUCACAAGUGCCGAUACUGCCUACAUACUGGGCUUUUCGAUAAUAAUGCUGACGACAGACCUGCAUUCCCCUCAAGUAAAAAAUAAGAUGACCAAAGAACAGUAUAUAAAACUUAAUAGACGAAUUAGCGAUAACGAAGAUUUACCUGAAGAAUAUUUGUCAAAAAUUUAUGAUGAAAUAGCUGGCAACGAAAUCAAAAUGAAAUCUAACCCUAACAGACCUGGAAAACAAGUAAUAUCGAGUGAGAAGAAGCGCCGCCUAUUAUGGAAUAUGGAAAUGGAGGUAAUUUCGACGGCGGCAAAGAAUCUGAUGGAGUCAGUUAGCCAUGUGCAAGCACCUUUCACCACGGCUAAGCAUCUCGAGCACGUGCGACCGAUGUUCAAGAUUGCUUGGACGCCCUUCCUCGCGGCCUUCAGUGUCGGCCUUCAAGAUUGCGACGAUCCUGAGAUUGCAUCGCUUUGCCUCGAUGGAAUUCGUUGUGCUAUUCGUAUUGCUUGCAUUUUUCAUAUGAUGCUUGAAAGAGAUGCCUAUGUUCAGGCAUUAGCCAGAUUUACCCUCUUAACAGCCAACUCGCCGAUAACAGAAAUGAAAGCAAAGAACAUUGAUACUAUCAAGACCUUGAUAACAGUGGCGCAUACCGAUGGCAACUACCUCGGCAACUCCUGGCUCGAUGUUGUCAAGUGUAUAUCGCAAUUAGAGCUCGCCCAGCUGAUUGGUACAGGCGUGCGACCACAACUGUUGGGGCCACCCUCGAAGCCUCAUUUCCCCUCACCGCUAUCCAAUUUCACUAAUCUCAAUCAUAACAACUUACACCAAACCAAUGGAUUAAAUCUUAGCUCACUGGAUCCAAGUGUUAAGGAAUCCAUUGGUGAAACGAGUUCUCAAAGUGUAGUUGUAGCUGUAGACAGAAUUUUUACUGGAUCCACAAGGCUGGACGGAGAUGCUAUAGUAGAAUUUGUUAAAGCACUGUGUCAGGUAUCCCUCGAGGAGCUCGCCCACCCCAGCCAGCCACGCAUGUUUUCCUUGACGAAAAUCGUCGAGAUCUCCUACUACAAUAUGGGUCGUAUACGUCUACAGUGGUCACGCAUCUGGCAAGUAAUCGGCGAACAUUUUGAUCGAGUAGGCUGCAGCCCACGCCAGGACAUAUCUUUCUUUGCAGUUGACUCGCUACGCCAGCUUGCCACUAAAUUCAUUGAGAAGGGCGAAUUUGCGAACUUUCGCUUCCAAAAGGACUUUCUCAGACCGUUCGAGCAUAUCAUGAAGAAGAAUCGCUCCACAAUCAUACGAGAUAUGGUAGUGCGGUGUGUCGCCCAGAUUGUGCACUCCCAGGCACCCAAUAUUCGUUCUGGAUGGAAAAAUAUAUUUAGCGUGUUUCAUCAUGCGGCAGGCGAUAGGGACGAGUCGGUUGUCGAACUCGCAUUCUCCAUGACCGGCAAGAUUAUCAAUGAAUUGUAUGCAGCAGACUUUAGUAUCAUGGUGGACUCCUUCCAAGAUGCCGUCAAGUGCCUCAGUGAAUUCGCGUGUAACGCCUCGUUUCCUGAUACAAGUAUGGAAGCUAUAAGACUGAUAAGAUCCUGCGCAUCUUAUAUCGAUGCCAAUCCAAACCUAUUUGCCGAAGGCAUGAUGGACGAUAAUGGAAUGGUUUCAGAAGAGGACAGAGCCUGGGUAAGAGGUUGGUUCCCUCUGCUGUUCGAGUUAUCGUGCGUAUUGAGCCGCUGUAAGCUUGACGUGAGGACGCGAGCACUCACCGUUUUAUUCGAUGUUGUAAAAACGUACGGAGCAUCGUUCAAGCCGCAUUGGUGGAAAGACUUGUUCCAGAUCCUCUUCCGCAUCUUUGACAACAUGAAAUUACCCGAACAGCACACCGAGAAGGCUGAAUGGAUGACUACAACGUGCAAUCACGCACUUUAUGCGAUAGUCGACGUUUUCUCACAGUUCUACGAUGUUCUCGGGCCAUUACUCCUAGAGCAACUAUAUGCACAACUACUUUGGUGCGUGCAACAGGAUAAUGAACAACUCGCGCGGUCUGGCACCAACUGCCUGGAGAACCUCGUUAUUAGCAACGGCAUUAAGUUCGACGAGAACACGUGGAACAAAACCACACGUUGCAUUCUCGAUAUUUUUACUAGUACUUUACCCACUGCACUCCUCACUUGGAAACCACAAUCGAAUAAUAAGGAAUCUGAUUUGGACGUAAUAACCGGCGAGGUCGACGUGCAUAUUGGCAUCUUGAAGCGUAGCACAAGCAACCAAAGCCUCUCAUCGCUCGAAUCUGUACGCGUGAAGAUCUUUACUGCCUUACUCAUAAAAUGCGUUGUCCAACUCGAGCUUAUGCAGACAAUUGACAAUAUCGUUUUUUAUCCGGCCACUUCGAGAAAAGAGGACCAAGAGAACCUCGCCGCUGCUCAAGCCGAUAUGUUUAACAGCAAAUUCGAACAAGUCGGAGGCAUCGGAGCAGGUGGUGACCAGCAAAAGGAGGAGCAGGGCAUGUACUGCGCGCUAACAACCUCUCACCUCCUGCAGCUCGUCGAUUGUCUCUUGGCCUCGCACCGUUUCGCCAAGAGUUUCAACUCCAACCAUGAGCAACGUAAUAUCCUAUGGAAAGCAGGCUUCCGUGGUAGUAUCAAGCCCAACUUGCUGAAACAGGAGACGCAAUCACUCGCGUGUGCGCUGCGCAUCCUUUUCAAGAUGUACAGUGACGAGAUGCAUCGUGCUGAUUGGCAAUUAGUUGAAUCGCGGCUGGUUGAAGUCGCAAGCGAGGCUCUGGACUACUUCCUCGCGCUUUCGAACGAGGCACAUCGUGAAGCCUGGACCCCAAUACUCUUAUUGUUGCUUGCCCGGGUCCUAAAAAUGCCAGAUGCGAGGUUCGCCGUUCACGCCUCUAGUGUUUACCCUUCACUCUGUGAAAUCAUGUGCUUCGACCUCAAGCCCGAGCUCAGAUCCGCUCUCAGGAGAUUUUUCUUAAGGAUCGGACCCGUAUUUAGGAUUACUCAACAAUAAUGUCUUUAAUAUUGUUACAUAUGUGGUUCGAGAGAUCGAUCUCAGAAGUUAGCAUUUGUUUACUUAUACAACGUUCUUGGAUCGUAUCGUAUACUUUUUUAUAAAAGUGACUGAACGAAUAAUGAGAAAAAAACUUACUUUCUCACUA